AUGGAGGGUAGUCUUGAAGCAAGGAUCUCCGAUGUCUUAAGAAACAAAUUCCACCCGUCCGACCUAGAUGUCAAGAACACCACCAGAGAUCACAUGAUGCAUGGAAAUGCAGGAUAUGGGGUGAAUCUGGAGACCCACUUUUAUGUCAGGAUAAAGUCUGCUGCAUUCAACGGAAUGGUAAGUGCAAGCCUUCUAUAA
This is a messenger RNA of Encephalitozoon cuniculi GB-M1, 198 nucleotides long. RefSeq lists its product as uncharacterized. The record is from RefSeq and is marked provisional. Lineage: Eukaryota; Fungi; Microsporidia; Unikaryonidae. The coding region runs from base 1 to 198 and encodes 65 amino acids. The transcript has a single exon.